Molecule: messenger RNA, 5337 nt
Organism: Betta splendens (Siamese fighting fish)
Lineage: Eukaryota; Metazoa; Chordata; Actinopteri; Anabantiformes; Osphronemidae
Gene: arhgap17a
Product: Rho GTPase activating protein 17a
Exons: 21
Coding region: 574-3189 (871 amino acids)
Biological process (GO): regulation of Rac protein signal transduction; positive regulation of GTPase activity; regulation of actin cytoskeleton organization
Cellular component (GO): cytoplasm; intracellular anatomical structure; cytosol
Molecular function (GO): protein binding; GTPase activator activity
Source: RefSeq, a predicted model, not a curated record
GGUGCUGUCUGGCAGAUGCUGUGGUGCACUAACGUUACUUCCUGCUGCUCCUCCGUGUGUAUGUGUGCACGUGUGCAUGUGUGCGCGCGCGCGCGUGUGCUGGAGGUGAGUUCCUGCGGCGGCGGCUGCUGCUGCUCUUUCGUUUCCCUGCUCUGCUUCGGGAAAAAGGGACCGACGGAUUAUCCAGCUCGGUAACGUUAGCUCGCCAGCUAACGGUCGCGCUAGCGCCUGGGAAGAGCCAUGAAAAGCCGCGGGAGCCAGUGAAAGUUUGUCGCGGCUUCCUUUGGAACUUGACUGCGUGGAAAGACACUAAAGGGGAGUUUUCGGAUAAUGCCGUCGUUUCCAAGGGAAAGUUUCCUCUAAAUUUCCACUUGGGAAGGGCUAGCUAACGGGCUAGCGAGGCUACAAACUAGUUUUAAUUGGCAUUAGGCUCAAUGGCUCGCGCUAGUUUCCCCCUGUCAUAGCUACAUCUUGGAAAAUUCAGACGAGGCGAGGCCCUGUGAACUCCAUGUCAAACCAAAGCACUGCUUUCAAGCGUUACUUCGGAAGACUUACGCUGCCAAGGGACCGAAAAUGAAGAAGCAGUUCAAUCGGAUGAAACAGCUCGCCAAUCAAACCGUUGGCAGAGCAGAGAAAACAGAAGUCCUCAGUGAUGACCUCUUGCAGAUUGAACGGCGCAUGGAGCUGGUGCGUGUGGUGUCCCACAACACGCACAAGAGGAUGGUGCUGUGUCUACAGGGACACGUUGGUGCUGAUGCAGAGAAGAGACAUUCUGUACCACGCCUCUAUACAGGAAAUGGUCAGAAAAAGCUUCCUUUGACUGCACUAUCCCAGGCAAUGGUGGAAGGUGGAAACCAAUUAGGUGAAGACUCUUUGAUAGGGAAAAUGAUGGAAGUGUGCGGCGAUGCAGAAAAUCGUCUGGCUUCAGAAUUGAUGCAGCAUGAGCUGCAAAUAGAGAAAGACGUCUUGGAUCCGCUCAGCCAGCUGGCAGAGGUAGACAUCCCUAACAUCCUGAAGCAGAGGAAACAGCUGGCCAAAUUAGUACUGGACUAUGAUUCUGCCAGAGCAAGGUGGUUGCAGGCAACCAAGUCAAUAAUCUCAGGAACAAACACUCAAGCAUUAACAGCCAAGGCUGAUCUACUCAAGGAGGAAAUGGAUGAGGCAAUGAACAAAGUGGAGCUUUGCAAGGACCAACUAGCUGCAGAUAUGUACAGUUUUUUCUCAAAGGAAGGCGACUAUGCCCGCUACUUUGUAAUGCUCUUAGAAGCUCAAGCUGAUUUCCACAGAAAGUCUCUCACUGUUCUGGAGAGUGUUUUGCCAACCAUCCAGGCUCAGCAAGACUCUUGGACGGAGAAACCUGCAUUUGGCACUGGGUUGGAUGAACACCUGAAAAGAAGUGGAAGGGAGAUUGCGCUGCCCUUAGAGGCCUGCGUCAUGAUGCUUCUAGAAACUGGCAUGAAGGAAGAGGGUCUAUUCAGAAUCGCAGCAGGGGCGUCCAAGUUAAAGAAGCUUAAGGCAGCACUGGAUUGUUCCACAUCACAGCUGGAGGAGUUCUACUCUGACCCACACGCUGUCGCUGGGGCUCUGAAGUCCUACCUGCGGGAACUUCCUGAACCUCUAAUGACCCACCAGUUUUAUGAUGAAUGGAUCCAGGCAUCAAGUGUGUCAGAUCCAGACAAGAGGCUCCAGGCGCUGUGGGUCGUGUGUGAUCAGCUACCAAAGAACAACAAAACAAAUCUAAGGUAUCUGGUGAAGUUUUUAGCCAAACUGGCUCAGGACAGUGAGGUGAACAAAAUGACUCCUAGUAACAUUGCCAUUGUCCUGGGACCCAAUCUGCUCUGGGCCAAGACUGAGGGGAGUCUUGCUGAGAUGGCUGCUGCUACCUCUGUUCACGUAGUGGCCAUCGUGGAACCCAUUAUUCAACAUGCUGAUUGGUUCUUUCCUGAGGAUGUGGAGUUCAAUGUGUCUGGAAUGUUUUCGAUGCCCACACCCGCAUCCAACCAGAAUAAUCAUGUGGAUUAUGACUGUGGUACCAUUGAAAGGAAAAGGCCUGGCAGUAUGAUUGGACCAGAAAAUGAUUCAAUGCGCAAAGACAACUCCCCUAACAAGCACUCGGACCACACCCUACGUAGAGGCAGUAACACCUUAGGUAGAAAGCAGCACACUUCACCUGCCUUCCAACCUCCAUUACCCCCUGUGGAGGCUCCAGUGCAGGGGCAAUGGGCUGGGCAGGUCCCUCAGCACUCAGCUGAAGCCCAGCCUCAAGCUCCAACAGGGGGCUCAGGGUGUGAGGCUGCCCAGAAUAGCAUGGCACAGAGUCUAGCUGCUCUUGCAGCUGCUCAGCAACUUUUAGCUCUGCACACAGAAGAGCUCAGCAAUCCAAAGCUGCGUGACUCCACCCCUGCCCCAACUUCUCUGCUGCAAAGGAAUGGUUCUGGAGGAGGCCAGGCUGCUGGACAGCUAGGUACCGGGACCCCUGGGGCUGGAUCCAUGGGGCCUAGCCCACAUAUGCUGCGCAGAGGUACCAAGAAGCAGGCUCCUGCCCCUCCCAAACCAACAAACCCUCCUCCCAGCCAGCCCUCUAACUCUGUGAGCACCAACUCCUCCUCUUCAUCCCAGUCCUUCAGCCCCACGCCUAGACCCCUGUCCAACCACUCGCCCACAUCUCCCACCCUACAGCCCACACCCAGACGGCACUCCAAUAACCAGCCCCCGAUCCAGGCACCCAGCCAUCCACCCCCAGAGCCUCCAACCCAGACCAGCCCUCCAACACAGCAUGCGUCACCCAGCCAGCCUGCUGGGGACCAGCAUAGCAUGGAUGCGUCACCUCCAGGCACACCGAGUCCUCCAGAUAGCCCUCCACCCUCUGUUGCCAUGCAGGAUGCGGUUGCUCCACCGUCCCCAUCUCCCUACCAGUCAGGCUCACUUCCCCGGCAGAGGCCUGUCCCCAAGCCCCGAAACAGACCAAGCAUCCCACCACCUCCCCAACCAACCACACUGACCAAUGACACCAAUGGGAUCUGUGCCACUGCUUACAAGAUGAUGGACCCAGCGAUGUCUUUCAAAGGGCUGAGUCGAGCUUUGGUCCCUGAGCCCACUGUAGACCAGCCAGAAACAACCCCCUCUUCAUUCUCAUCCCCCAUGACUCCUAAAGACUGUGACCUGGACACUGAGAGCACUGUCCUAUAAAGAGCAGCCACGGACACGCUCUGUUCCAGUAACCCCACGCUCCUCCGCUCAUCACAUCUCCCUCAUUUUAAUCACAGCCCAUGUGCAGCCCUCUGUCAAUUCUAAACCUCUGCUCCUACAGUAACUCCUUGCUUGGGUAUAAUUCACCCUCUGGUAGCCACAAUGCAGGCCAUCAAGCCUUUGGUCCACCGCAUGAUGAGAAAUUAGCAGGGUUUGAUAUGAUGACAUGUUUUAACUAAGAAACCAAAGCUUCAGAUCAGCUACACUUCAUGUCAUCUGAUCUAAGUGGUGGCCAAUUUAAUAGAUGUCAUUAAAUUACUACAAAAAGACCAAACAAGUUGUGGUGGAUGGAUUUAAAAGCUUAAAAAUAAUAGUUUCCAAAUGCACAAAUGUGAAUAUUUGCUUCACCUUAAUGACUUAUAAUAUUAGCCUGCAUUCAGCGGCAUAGACCUCUUGACCUCCAUGAUUAGUGAAGUGUGUUUUCAAGUAGCUUUGUAACACACACACACACACACACACACACACGCACGCGCCCCCUCGUUGUCUGUGCGCAGAAGUUCCUGCAGAACAAGCUCCAGACAAUCAGCAACCAAGAGCAGAGGAGAACAAAAGGUUUAACAGUAACGCCCUCGGACAAAUGUUUUCAUUGAUGAUGAUGAAUAAGCGUGGAUGGAGUCUGACUGUACAUGGAAGACAGUGUUGAAGGGGUAGGGCAAUGUGUAAGCAUGGGCCAACAAGCCUCAUUGGAAACUCAGUGUGGGGUGUUCUGUAUCUUUUUUUACUGUUGUAAAAUGGCCUUAGGACAAGAUGUAAAAGAGAAAACAGCCUUUCUACUGCACAGAGAACAGAAAUGUCAGCAGCUGAAGUAGAAACCAAAACUGUUGUCUGAAGUGUGGGUGGUGACUGCAGGUUUCCAGUCGUCGCAAACACUUUGACUUUCCACUCUUUUGUAUGAAAUCCUCCAUUUGUGUAUUUAUUCACUGGUUUUACAAACGCAUUACUAGUGUCUUGACAUAAUUAAUGCAGUCUUUCAGUGUCCUUCAUGCCUUAUUGGUUCAUCCUAGAGCAGUGGAAGCAUUAUAUAUUUACUGUAAUUAGAAUAUACUUGGCUUUAGUUCUAGAGUAUUUACCAGAAGCUGUGCUGACUGCAGUCAUGUUUCAGGGAUGUAAGGAAGGCGUCUUGACGCUGUGCAGUAGAAGUUGCUUAUGGUUCUGUAGUGUUCCACAAAAUUAUGUAUUUAAAGUGGUUUCACUUUCUUUGUGGGCUGAGAGCAGGAGUGGUCUGGUUGUGCACCCAUUGUUUGUAUUUUCCAUCUCUUUGUGUUUCCCUUGGGUGUUUUCUGGGGCAUUAUGCACAACAGGCUAUGUGUAAGUGAAUGUAGCAAAAGGAGAUCCUAUCCAUCCUGUUCGGUCCUCACCUGGAUGAUGCCUCAACAGCUUGUAUUGGAGUGCAGGUCAAUGACCAGUUUUCCAUUGUGGAGGAUUUUUUUUAUUGUUCCCAUUGAGCUGAGAGCACACAGUGCUGCAAGUCCUCAGUAGUGAUGUGGGAAUUGAGUGUCUCUGCUUAAAAGAUUCUCUUUUUUCCUGUAAGCUUUACUUUUUGGUCUUGAAUAUAUCAGUUUCCUGAGAACCACCCUAGUACAGUAUGGUACCAACAGAGAAAAUCUUUGUGGGUACAUUUGCCCUUAAAAUGAGCUUGGUUUGGUUUUUCAGAGACUGUCAAGCAUUAUAAUCCCCUUCUCUUUGCUUCUAUACCUCGCUGCCUUAUCCCUGUGAAUCAUGAGAGCUUGGCAUCAAAAGCUCUUUGAAAUGAACAAAUGCCAUUAAACUAGAAAUUGUGAUGCUGCAUUUAAGCUCCAUAAUUUUGUAUGUAUGUUCUUGUGAGCUUAAGUAUGCAAUAAAAAUGUUUAAUAUGAAUGCCUGGUUACAGUAUAUCCCUAUUCCAAAGAAAAUAAAACACUAUUUAUGUAAUCUAUUUAUUGAAUGACUUAUUGAUAGAAACUUAAUUUGAGACUCUGUACUUCUGGCCCAGUUUAAAGAUGCUUUGCUAGGCCUUUGUAAUAUAGCAUGUAAAAUCAUUGAAAGAAUAUUACUCCAUUGUGUCUGAAAACUUCACAUGGGUCACAUUAAAUGAAUAUAUACAAGUAA